ACCAAGUCAUUGCAGUCUGCAUGCGCCUUGGUCGAUAGAUAUGGAUCUAUCACGUUCCGCCACCUGCACCGUCGCGGCCGUCGCCGUCGUCUGCCUCAUGUUGCCGCGUCCCUGCGCGCCGGCCGGCGACCAGCUGGCCGUCGGCGAGCUGCUCUUGCUCGGGAAAUCCGUCGUGUCCGACGGCGGCGCCUUCGCUCUGGGCUUCUUCGUCCCGGACGAUGCCACCCCGGCCAGGCAGUACCUCGGCAUAUGGUACAACAACAUCCCCGGCCGCCCCACCGUCGUAUGGGUGGCCAACCGGGAAACACCACUCUUCGCCAACCGCACUUCCUCCUCCUCCGGCCCGGCCCCGGCGCUCGCGCUGGCCAACGACUCCACCCUCGUCCUGUCCGGCGCCGACGGCGGCGUUCUUUGGACAUCCGGCGUGCCCUCCGUGGGUACCUCGUCCUCGUCCUCAUCCGCCGUGCUUAGGAACGACGGCAACCUAGUCGUCCGGUCGCCGAACGGGACCGCGCUGUGGCAGAGCUUCGACCACCCGACGGACACCCUCAUCCCGGGCAUGAAGGUCCGGAUGAGCCACCGGACGCUGCGGGGUGACAUCUUCGUGUCUUGGAAGUCCCCCGGCGACCCGGCGCCGGGAAGCUUCUCCUACGGCGUGGACCCCGGUACGUACAUCCAGCUGCUCCUGUGGAACGGGACGCGCCCCUACUGGCGCUCUCCCGUGUGGACGGGGAUCGCCGUCACCACCAACUACAUCGGUGCUGGCACCGUCAUCUACACGGCGGUUGUCGACACCACCGAGGAGAUCUCCACGGCCUUCACUGUCUCCGACGGCGCCUCGCCCACGCGCUACGUGAUCACCAGCUCGGGCGAGUUCCAGGUCGUCAGCUGGAACGGCACCGCGUCGGCCUGGGCAACGCUCGAUUCGUGGCCAGGGUCCAGCGGGUGCAGCCGGUACGGCUACUGCGGCGCGUACGGGUACUGCGACGUCAUGGCGGCGGCGUGCAGGUGCCUCGACGGCUUCGAACCGGCCAACGCGGCGGAGUGGAGCGACGGCAGGUUCGAGCAGGGCUGCCGGCGGAAGGAGGCGCUGCCGCCGUGCGGCGUCUUGGAUGGGGAAGGAUUCCUGCCGAUGCCGAGCAUGAAGGUGCCGGACAAGUUCUUGCUGGAGGGCGGCAACCGGAGCGCGGAGGAGUGCGCGGCGAGGUGCGCGGCGAACUGCUCGUGCGUGGCUUACGCGUACGCCGACCUGCAAAGCAGCAGUGCCAAGGGGGAAGUGAGCCGGUGCCUCGUCUGGGUCGGGGACCUCGUCGACACGCAGAUGAUCGGCGGGCGCAUGGCUGUCAACGGCGAGACGCUCUACCUCCGGGUUGCCGUUGCUGCUGCUGCUUCCAGAGGAAGAAAUGCAAGCAAAAACGCACUGAAAAUUGUGCUGCCGGUGGUAGCAAGUGUCCUGAUGCUCACAUGCAUUUUCUGUUUAUGGUUCUGCAGGCUCAAAGACAAGGGAAGAAGAACCAACUCAACCGAGAGCCAAAACAAGCUGACCGCGUCUAAUUGGAAUGAAAUGGGCCAAGGAGAUCACACUGAAGAUCUUGAGUUGCCAUGCAUACGGUUUGCCGACAUUGUUACCGCCACACGGAACUUCUCCGAAACAUGCAUGAUCGGACGUGGAGGCUUCGGCAAGGUUUACAAGGGAACAUUAGACAGGGGUCAAGUGGUUGCUAUCAAGAGGCUGAGUAAAAAUUCAGAUCAAGGAGCAGAGGAGUUCAAGAACGAGGCCAUUUUGAUCUCCAAACUUCAGCACAGGAACCUGGUUCGUCUCCUUGGCUGCUGCACCGAGGCAGCAGAGAAGCUGCUCAUCUACGAGUACCUGCCCAACAAAGGCCUGGACACCAUCCUCUUCGACAGUGCAAUGAAAUCGGUGCUAGACUGGCCGACGCGGCUGGGGAUCAUCAAGGGCGUGGCGAGGGGGCUCCUCUACCUACACCAGGACUCUCGGCUGACGGUGAUACACAGGGACCUCAAGGCCAGCAACGUGCUGCUGGACGCGGAGAUGAGGCCCAAGAUAGCGGAUUUCGGCAUGGCCAAGAUUUUCGGUGACAACCAGGUGAAGGCCGACACCAAGCGCGUCGUCGGAACAUAUGGCUACAUUGCUCCCGAGUACUUGACGGCGGGCGUCUUCUCCGUCAAAUCCGACGUGUACAGCUUCGGCGUGCUGCUCCUGGAGAUUGUGAGUGGUGUCAGGAUCAGCUCUUCCGAUGGCAUCAUGGAGUUCCCGAGCCUUAUUGCCUUUGCAUGGAGCUUGUGGAGGGAAGGGAAGGCAAGAGACCUGGUGGAUCCAUCCAUGGCAGGGAGCUGUUCAACUGAUGAGGCAUUGCUCUGCAUCCACGUCGGGCUGCUCUGCGUCGAGGACGAACCAAGCAGGAGGCCGCUCAUGUCAUCCGUCGUGUCCAUAUUUGAGAACGGAAGUGUGUCCUCCAUGUCGCUCCCGACGCCGAUCCAGCCUGCAUAUUUCACAAUGAUGGAAGAGAGGAGAGACGAUACUGUGAACACCAGAAACACAAUGACCAUGACGGUUCUCGAGGGAAGGUAGCAUCAGUGCACUCCGAAUGCUUGUAGCUUAGAGCAUCUCAAAACUGCCGUUCAGAGUACUUUGGGCGAAAGACAGUGCUUCAACAACAGAUGAUGUUCAACAACAGAUGAUGUAUAUGCAUAUGAUGAUGCAAAUUAUUUCAUUAUGCCAAAAAAAGGCCUCCUGCUUCUACAUAUUUGGAGCGCCGCUACCGGUGAUGUAAAAACACAAUCGUAAUGAAACCGGUCUUUUUAAGGCACUUUAUGCC
This is a messenger RNA of Triticum aestivum (bread wheat), 2840 nucleotides long. RefSeq names its product G-type lectin S-receptor-like serine/threonine-protein kinase B120. Gene Ontology annotation, cellular component: plasma membrane. Lineage: Eukaryota; Viridiplantae; Streptophyta; Magnoliopsida; Poales; Poaceae. The coding region runs from base 41 to 2593 and encodes 850 amino acids. Gene Ontology annotation, molecular function: ATP binding; protein serine/threonine kinase activity. The record is from RefSeq and is a predicted model, not a curated record. The transcript is spliced from 7 exons. Gene Ontology annotation, biological process: protein phosphorylation; recognition of pollen.